Molecule: messenger RNA, 2144 nt
Organism: Rhipicephalus microplus (southern cattle tick)
Lineage: Eukaryota; Metazoa; Arthropoda; Arachnida; Ixodida; Ixodidae
Molecular function (GO): serine-type endopeptidase inhibitor activity
Source: RefSeq, a predicted model, not a curated record
CUCGAGUUUCAUCGGGGACACAGAGAUAGAAGGAGCUAGGAGGCUGGCACACCCUUCGGAUUCCCCCGUCUCCUGUGACCCAGUGGAAGAGACUCGCGUGCACUAUAAGAUUCUUCAAAGCCACAGUCAGCGAAGACUGCUCUCUAGUUUCGGCCACAAGCUUCGGGUCCGUCCAAGCGGGAGGAUUGAGCUUGGGAGGCGUUCUUAACGACUGUUCACUUCACUUUCCUCUAGAUUCUUAGUUGACCACCAUGAAGAUAAUAAUCUGUCUCGCGGGGCUUUUGGCACUAUGCUAUGGCCAAGAGGAACACAAGGUGACCGCGGCCAACAAUCAUUUCGGUUUCAAGCUCCUCAAUGCGAUCCCAGUUUCGCCCCAGACAAACCUCUUCUACUCGCCAUACAGCGUGUCCACAGCGAUGGCAAUGGCCUACGUCGGCGCCAGGGGAGAGACUCAGCGUGACCUUCACGAGACCCUGGGCUACUCGUCCGUAGGCCUAACACCCGACCACGUGCCCAGCGCCCAUGCCCAGCAUACGCAUCUGCUGCGCGCGCCAUCAAACUCGACACUCCGCGUCGCCAACGCAGCGGUCGUCCAAGAGAGCUACACUGUGACAGAUGAAUAUCUAGGACUUCUACGCCAGUCUUUCGAUGCCGAAGUAAGCGCUUCAAGCUUGCACGAUGAGCAAUCCGUGAGGGCUAUCAACGACUGGGUCAAGAACAAGACCGAGCAGAAGAUUGAGAAGCUGCUCAGCGAGCCCCUUCCUCCCAACACCAGGCUGGUUCUCCUGAAUGCCAUCUACUUCAAGGGUGUGUGGAACGUUCCUUUCGAUGCGAGAGGAACGCAGAAAAGGCCGUUCUUCAACGCGGGAACAGAAAUAGUCGAAGUCGACACAAUGUACGAACAGAUCUCAGCGGGGUACGCCAGAGACGACGAGACGAACGCCGAUGUUCUGGACCUGCCUUACGCCGGGCUCGACUACAGCCUGACGAUCAUUCUUCCUAGAGAGAGGACUGGUGUGGACGCGCUGAGGCAGAAUCUAUCGUGGCCCAUCUUCCAACGCCUUCUGUCCAAGCUCAACAUGAAUUCUCCCAUAGAGGUGUCGCUGCCCAAGUUCAAGAUCGAGGGCUCGUACAAACUGAAGGCGCCCCUGUCGGCGCUAGGAGCCUCGAAGGCCUUCGACGAGCGAUAUGCCGACUUCUCCGGCAUCAGCGGCGCCCGUGACCUGACCAUAUACGACGUCGUUCACAAGGCCGUGGUCGAGGUUAACGAGGAAGGCAGCGAGGCUGCCGGUGCCACUGCAGUCAUCUUCUACACGAAGAGUGCAGCUGUGGGCAUUCCAUUCGUGGUCGACCACCCAUUCCUCUUCUUCAUACGCAACAGGCACACUGGAGACGUCCUCUUCGCGGGUCAAGUGAACCACCUUUAGAGCGGCAGCCCUUUCUCACUCUUAGUAAGACACUAAUUCAAACACACCAGAGCGUUCUCACUCUCUUUUAACUGGUCCCAAAACUUUCAGGUACAAGUGCAGGUAGUGGCAGCAUUGACAUGGACACAAGUUUUCAAAAAGCAUUUUAUAAUAUAAAAGAUGAAAACAUUAUGAGAUCAGCAUCACUUUUUAUGUGUGUGCCGGCAUCAUUUCUUACCCGGCAAAACGUGCUGGAAAUACACGCAAAAUUAUCAUUUCUGACGCAAAACCAAGGUGCCGCUUCAUGAGCAGUUUGUAUUUAUGGGUUGUAAUAUGGAACGACCGCAGGUUAACUUAUCAGCUUGUGAGGAGCAUUUUUAACACACAAAGCACCACUAAUUAUACAGCAAAAACGCGCAUAAGAAACAAAAAAUCCCCGUCAUGCGCUACGCACGUGGUUUCUUCCAAAAUACCUAAGCAUACCCCUUUUUUAUUUGUCCAUACAUAUUUAUAAACGAAGAAGUCACACGGACUGGCGGCAGCCUUAAAUACAACUGAUUUAAGCUGUCCUUUUCUCCGUUGUUGAUUCUGUAUUAACUCACACAUCGCAAUCACCAACUUAUCUCUGAAGUCAAAAUCAGUGUUUUGCGCCGAAGACACCUACGUAACUCCUAUAUGUACCAACGAAGCCAAGCAGGUAUUGGUACGACAAUAAAUAAUAAAACCAUUAAACUCGGC